Arabis nemorensis is the source of this 978-nucleotide messenger RNA. The record is from the annotation of a GenBank genome assembly. Lineage: Eukaryota; Viridiplantae; Streptophyta; Magnoliopsida; Brassicales; Brassicaceae.
AUGGCUUUAGGGAGUUCUCGAAUUGCUAAAGAUGUUACCGAAUUGAUUGGGAACACUCCGUUGGUGUAUUUGAACAAUGUCGCUGAAGGAUGUGUUGGUCGUGUCGCUGCUAAGCUCGAGAUGAUGGAACCGUGCUCUAGCGUCAAAGACAGGAUUGGUUUUAGCAUGAUUUCUGAUGCAGAAUCAAAGGGUCUUAUAAAACCAGGAGAGAGUGUGUUGAUUGAGCCAACAAGUGGAAACACCGGAGUUGGGUUGGCAUUCACGGCGGCUGCCAAGGGCUACAAGCUUAUUAUUACGAUGCCAGCUUCGAUGAGUAUAGAGAGAAGAAUCAUUCUCUUAGCUUUUGGAGUUGAGUUGGUUUUAACUGAUCCUGCUAAGGGCAUGAAAGGAGCUAUCGCAAAGGCGGAAGAGAUUUUGGCGAAAACACCAAACGGUUACAUGCUCCAACAGUUUGAUAACCCUGCCAACCCAAAGAUCCACUAUGAGACUACUGGACCUGAGAUAUGGAAAGGCACUGGUGGAAAAAUCGAUGGUUUUGUUUCUGGGAUUGGUACUGGUGGUACCAUCUCAGGUGCAGGGAAGUAUCUUAAGGAACAGAACCCGAACGUAAAACUGUAUGGAGUUGAGCCAGUUGAAAGCGCUAUUCUAUCCGGUGGGAAGCCAGGCCCUCACAAAAUUCAAGGGAUAGGUGCUGGCUUUAUUCCAAGUGUAUUGGAUGUUGAUCUUAUAGAUGAAGUUGUUCAGGUUUCAAGUGAUGAAUCUAUCGACACGGCAAGGCUUCUUGCUCUUAAAGAAGGUCUUCUUGUGGGAAUAUCAUCUGGUGCAGCAGCUGCUGCAGCAAUCAAACUCGCAAAGAGGCCAGAAAAUGCCGGAAAGCUUUUCGUGGCCGUGUUCCCAAGUUUCGGGGAGAGGUAUCUAUCAACUGUUCUAUUCGAUGCGACAAGGAAAGAAGCGGAAUCCAUGACUUUCGAGUCUUGA